AUGAUUCUUUUAUAUAAAUAUAAAAUUUCAAUAAAAAAUAAGGGUAAUAAUAAAGUUAAUUUAAUGUCUAUUUUAAAUUAUAAAUUUAAAUCAUAUAAUAUCAAUUUAAAUUUAUUAAAUACAAAAAUAAAUGAAUAUAUUAAUAAAUAUAAAUUAAAUGUAUUUAUUAUUUAUAUUUAUUCUAAUAAAACAUUUAAAAUUACAUAUAAUUAUACUUUAUUUAAUUUAUAUAAAAAAUAUAAUAAAUUAAAUAAUAUAUAUUUAAUUUAUAAAAUAUUAUUAUAUAAAAAAUUUCAAUUAUUAUUUUAUAAUAUAAAUCAAUUAUUUUAUAUUAUUACAAAUAAUUUAAUUAAAUAUAAUAAACAUUUAAUAUAA
Messenger RNA from Plasmodium yoelii, 375 nucleotides. The record is from the annotation of a RefSeq genome assembly. Lineage: Eukaryota; Apicomplexa; Aconoidasida; Haemosporida; Plasmodiidae.